UUUUCUGCCUUUAAAAAUCCAAAAAUGUCAAAAAGCCUUCCUUUUAAAAUUUUCUUCACUUUAUUUAUUUUUUGCUCAUUUUAUGCUUCAGUUACUCCUAAAGAACAACAUUUUUUUGAAUGGCCAGAGGAAAGUAGUAGUAAAAGUAUUGCUUCAGUUGCUGAAAUGCCUAGAGAAGACAUUACAUUGUUCUUUCAACGACUAGCGUCAGGGCAUGUUGGAACAACCACCAGAAACUUUCGUUACGGACAACGAAACAUUGAAAGAAGUGAAGAAGGGAAAUCUUCCAAAAGAAGAAAAAUUAUUGUUCGCCCUCUUGUAAACGCUGUCCUUCACGGGAGUGCUUCCACUUCCCUGCCUAACACAAAAAUUUCAAUAACAAAUCCCCCUCCAACAACCUCAACAAAAACAACAACAACAAUAUUACCCUCAUCUUCCACCAAAAAUUUAAAAGAAACAUCAAAAAAUGAAAGAAAAAUUGCCAAAAGUUUGAAGGAAAUGGGGUGGAUUGUAUUUAUUGUAAUUAUUGGGGUAUUCUUCUCGUUGGCUACAACGAUUGGGAAUGCUCUUGUAAUGCUUUCAAUUUGUGUUGAUAAAAAAUUACAAACAAUUUCCAAUUAUUUUCUUUUUUCGCUAGCUGUAGCUGACCUUACUAUUGGGGCAAAUGAGACUUGGACCUUUGGAUAUUCUCUUUGCCAAUUUUGGCUCUGUAUCGACUAUUUAAUGUGCAAUGCUUCAGCUCUCAAUUUGUUGUUAAUUAGCUUUGAUAGAUACUUUUCUGUUACUCGUCCUCUUACUUACAGACCAAAGAGAACAACAAGAAAAGCUUUAAUUAUGAUUUCUUGUACUUAUACAAUAUCCCUUUUAUUAUGGCCACCGUGGAUAGUUUUAUGGCCAUAUAUGGAAGGCCGUUUUAUUGUUGAAGAAAGUUCUUUAUGUGUUGUUCAGUUUUUGGUAUUGGGUGAUACUAGAACGUGGCAAAAUCAAUUAGCAACCUUGUUCACGUCCGCAGCAGCCUUUUAUAUUCCAGUAACGCUAAUGAUUGUUCUUUACUAUAAAGUUUAUUUGGAAACACGCAGACGUCGAAAGGAGUUGAGGAAAUUACAGGCUGGACAACAACAACUCUUUCCAUCCUCCUCCAAAUUGGCAAACACCCCAGCACUUCAAUCCUUGCUACUUCCAUUAGCUCCAUUGAUUAGAGGUCUACAACCACCCCCACCACCCCCAACAACUUCCCUAUCGGAAAUAUCAACUUUAAUUCCCAACAAUAAUUUAAAUUCUUCAUUAAAAUCACACACUUCAACAACAAAAAUUAAUUUUUUGGAUAUUUUAAUUGGGAAUAAUAAACAACAACAAACAAGUUUAUAUAAUGAUGGAAAUUGUGUUAAAAAAAAACGAGAACGCUUCUCCCUUCUAAAAUUCUGUACAGGACGUAAUGUAACAACCCAAUCCUCUUCAGAAUGUAUAUCCACAGAAGAUUCUGUUGGCGUGUUGGGAGGGGAUGAUGGGGGGAUUGGAGGGGAAGAAGAAGAAACUUGUGGAUUGACUACUUCAAAUUUAGAUUCCAUUAUGGCAGAACAAACAGCUAUUGAAUUGGCUAAUAAUUCUUGUGGGGAUGGAGGGGAAUUUAGACAACACGAAAAUUGGGAAAGUAUAAUUGUUGCAAAAGCAGCAGAACGUAGAGAAGCUUUAAUUGAGGAGGAAAGAAAGAAAAGUCAACAACUUUUACAAUUUCAAUACCAUAAAGGAAGUUCUUCAACAAUACCUGUUGGAAGUUUUAGAAGUAUUGGAAGUGGAAAAAUGCCUAUAGUGGAGUUGGAAAGGACUUCACGUCCAUCUUCUGUUCAUACUUACAAUUCCAUCGUAAUAAUUGAAUAUCCAGAAGGAAAUGAAGGCAACAAUAAAGGUGGGGGAAUAAUAACAAGCCAACGACCUUCUGUCCGCCUCUCAUCUCAAGCAGAAGUAGAGUCCCUAAGUACUCGAAAUUCUGUAGAACGCAAAUUUGUUGAAAAGGAAGACUUGAAAGAGUUGAAGGAAUCUCCAAGUUUGGAAGAACAACGUCGUCUAAGACUUGUAAAGAGUGCCCCUGGGGGAAGGGGAGGAUCUCUUCGUUUAAAUAAUAAUAACAAUAAUUUUUCUUCAUCAUUUACCCAACAACAACAACCUAAUGGUGUUUUAAUGCGUAAAAGUGAAAUACAAAUGAUUAGGGAAGAACAAAUGAGACAGAGCGAAAAAGAGCGUCGUCGAAAUGAAAGAAAACAAGAAAGUAAGGCAGCCAAAACACUUUCCGCUAUCCUUUGUGCCUUUAUUAUUACCUGUACUCCUUAUCAUGUUAUUGUCUGUUUGGAAGCUUUUUAUCCAAAUUCUGUGCCAAUUUCGUUAUUUACUAUUAGCUAUUUCCUUUCAUAUAUAAAUUCAACAAUCAACCCAUUAUGUUAUGCUUUAUGUAAUGCUCGUUUUCGAAUGACUUAUAUGAGAAUAAUUAAUUGUAAAUGGUGGGGGAAUAGAAGGAGGCACAGCAGUAAUUUAAAUACUUCAACGCCUGCAGCUACUGCCGCUUUUUUACAUCAUCAUAGACAAAUGAGGGAAAGUAGAAGACGGGGAUUACUCAAAGGGAGGCAGAGAACUAAGUAG
This is a messenger RNA of Meloidogyne enterolobii, 2634 nucleotides long. The record is from the annotation of a GenBank genome assembly. Lineage: Eukaryota; Metazoa; Nematoda; Chromadorea; Rhabditida; Meloidogynidae.